This is a messenger RNA of Lodderomyces pseudojiufengensis, 1287 nucleotides long. RefSeq names its product oxysterol-binding protein related protein (gene OBPA). Bases 1 to 1287 code for a protein of 428 amino acids. Gene Ontology annotation, cellular component: cytosol; intracellular membrane-bounded organelle; membrane. Gene Ontology annotation, molecular function: sterol binding. NCBI's taxonomy places the organism in Eukaryota, Fungi, Ascomycota, Pichiomycetes, Serinales, Debaryomycetaceae. The record is from RefSeq and is a predicted model, not a curated record. The transcript has a single exon.
AUGGGGUUAACGUCUAAAUUGGAAAAGCUCAAACUUAAGGAUCACGAUCAUGAGAAACCUCUGGAAAGUCCAGUCAAUGCAUCAGGUGCAGACUCAGACGACAUUGAUGAAAUGGACAAUGAAGGGCAAUCAAUUUUGAUGGGAAUCAUUGCUCAAUUGAGACCAGGUAUGGACUUGUCAAAAAUCACUCUCCCAACUUUCAUCUUAGAGAAAAAGUCAAUGCUUGAGAGAAUUACAAACUUUUUUCAGAUUCCAGAUCUAUUAAUUGAUGCCAAUCAUACACAGGAUCCCUUACUAAGAUUUGUUAACGUUUUAAGAUGGUACCUUGCUUCUUGGCAUAUAGCUCCAAAAGCAGUGAAGAAGCCACUCAAUCCAGUACUUGGAGAAACUUUUACUUGCUAUUGGGAUAACUUACCUGAAGGAGCUGGAUCUGCCUAUUAUAUAUCUGAGCAAACAUCUCAUCAUCCACCAAAAUCCUCAUAUUUCUAUUUAGUUCCUGAUGAAAAGAUAAGAGUAGAUGGAACAGUUAUUCCAAAAUCAAGAUUCUUGGGUAAUUCAUCUGCAGCAAUAAUGGAAGGUUGGGGUCAAGUCACUCUCGGUCAAUGGGGAAAUGAGCAAUAUGUAAUGGAUCAACCUAAUGUUUACGUUAGAGGAAUUUUAUUUGGUAAAAUGAAAACAGAAUUAGGUGAUCACAUGGUGGUAAGAUGUGAAGCUUCUGGAAUAGAAGCAGAUAUUGAAUUCAAAACUAAAGGUUUCAUCAGUGGCACUUAUGAUGCAAUUGAAGGUUACAUUAAAGACACAGCAACCUCUGAAGAAUUGUAUCACAUUACUGGAAAGUGGAAUGACAUUAUUGAAAUCAAAGAUUUAAAAACUGGUAAAAAAGAUGUUUUAAUUGAUACUCAUAAAACUAUCAGGGUUAAACCUAAAGUCAGACCUUUGGAAGAACAAUCUGCAUACGAAUCAAGGAGAUUAUGGAAACCAACAAUUGAUGCACUUGCUAAGAGAGAUCACGAAACUGCAACUGAAGAGAAAUUUAAAGUCGAAAAUGAGCAACGUACCAUGGCAAAGAAAAGAGUUGAAGAGGGAGUUGAAUUUCAUCCAAAAUUUUUCAGGCUCGUUGAUAAUAACGAAUCCAAUUUGAAAGACUUGGAGUACAUAAUUUACAAAAAUAUUGAUUUAGCAGAGCUGCCAAAACAAUUGACAGAAGAUGUGUUGAGUAUAGCACCAUUCUUACCUGGUCAAGUUUUUGAUGAAAAGUUUGAAAUCCCUGCUUUCAAAAAACAAUAA